Odobenus rosmarus divergens (Pacific walrus) is the source of this 978-nucleotide messenger RNA. It is a transcript of the gene PCTP, whose product is annotated as phosphatidylcholine transfer protein. The coding region runs from base 1 to 645 and encodes 214 amino acids. Lineage: Eukaryota; Metazoa; Chordata; Mammalia; Carnivora; Odobenidae. Gene Ontology annotation, molecular function: phosphatidylcholine binding; phosphatidylcholine intramembrane carrier activity. The transcript is spliced from 6 exons. The record is from RefSeq and is a predicted model, not a curated record.
AUGGAGCAUGCGUGUGGCGGCUUCUCCGGGGAGGAGUUUCAGAAGGCCUGUGAGGAGCUCCAGCAGUUCGGGCGGGUAGGGAACGACUGGCAACUGCUGAUGGAGCACGAAGGCUUCAAAAUCUACAGGCGGCUGGACGAGCAGACUGGACUUUAUGAGUAUAAAGUCUUUGGUGUUCUGGACAAUUGCCCACCGGCUGUACUUGCAGAUGUCUAUAUGGACUUAGACUACAGAAAACAGUGGGACCAGUUUGUUAAAGAACUCUAUGAAAAGGAAUGCAAUGGAAAAACCGUGGUCUACUGGCAAGUGAAGUACCCCUUUCCUAUGUCCAACAGAGACUACGUCUACAUCCGGCAGCGGCGAGACCUGGACAUGGACGGGCAGAAGAUCCACGUGGUCCUGGCCCAGAGCACCUCUGUGCCGCAGAUUCCUGAGAGGUCUGAUGUGGUCCGGGUGAAUCAGUAUAAGCAGAGCCUAGCGAUCGAGAGUGAUGGCAAGAAGGGGAGCAAAGUUUUCAUGUAUUACUUCGAUAACCCGGGUGGCCAGAUUCCGUCCUGGCUCAUAAACUGGGUCGCCAAGAAUGGCGUUCCUAACUUCUUGAAGGACAUGGCGAAAGCCUGUCAGAACUACCUCAAGAAAACCUAAGAGGGGGGAUCGUGUGUCCAUGGAAUGAUGAUCUGGAAGUGCCACAGCCCGCUGAUGCUCAGCUUUCCUUUCACUUUUCCGUCUUCAGAGCCCUGCAAGCUAUCCAGCAUGUCGUCCCUGAGUGUGUUUGCCUGAUGCCUGGCUUCCUUUCCCACUCCCCACCCUGGGACUAGCUGCCUUCUUCCACUGUUGAAUAUGGAUCAGAUUAGGGAAACUUGUGCUUGUUUAUCUUUAAAAAGGGAAGUCCUCAAUAGAGAACACAGUCAUUCCAUUGUGCUAUUUUAGGGGGAUGGGUGGGUGAGGAACCACAACAAUCCAAGAGCAACUGAUCCC